AUGGAUAAAUUACCUGUUUAUUUGGUGAAUUCAAUAGAAAAUGCCUGUAACAUAUUUAACAAUAUAUCAUUCACAAUACACGGGGAUGAAAGUAAAGCAAGAAUAUCUAUAAUGUUUGGACAAAGUGAGAGUAAACAAAGUAGACGUAAGUCAAAAUCUACGGAACGCCGUAAUAACAAAAGAAUGGAAAAUUAUAUAGAAAAAUUUACAAAUACAGAUGACAAUCUUAGAAUACAUAAAAGGAUUGUUCAAGGAACUGUUGAAAUUUUAGAUGAUCAAUUGAUGGAGAUCGAAAAUACAAAUGUAAGGAGCACAGAAACAGACACUGUAAUAGAUAAAUGUACACUUGAAUUACAGGAGAACAAAACACAACUUUCAAACACUCAUUUCAAAAAAGUUGAUGUUGAGAAAAUAAACAAAGUUACAGAAUGUGCUAAAUUAUCAGAAACUAAUGAACAUCGGUUAGUUGAAACUAUGAACACAGAGAAUAAUGACACAAUAAUGUCAACUCAAAAUGAUAAACAAGAGCAGUCUGAUGAAUCGGAUGAUGAUAGUGAUGAUGAUAGUGAUGAUGAUAGUGAAGAUGAUGAUGAUGAUGAUGACGGUGAUGAGGAUGAUGAUGAUGAUGAUGAGGAUGAUGAGGAUGAUGAGGAUGAUGUUGAAAAACGAGUUACUGUUGAUGAAAUCAUUUCGAAAGCGGUGAUAAAGAAAAGUAGAAUGUCGCCCGAUAAAUUUAUUGCGAAAAUAAAAGGGAACGAGAAACUUAUAAAAUAUGACCGGGGACGUGACAAAGUAGAAGAAGUUCUACCAACUGAUUCUGACUAUUACACAUUUAAGCAAAACGUCGAACAUGAUUUUCAAGAUGUAAGAAACUAUGAAUUUCGUCCGGAUGAUACUGAUGAGAAACUUUUAUUGAUUGCUACUUUUGCAAUUGAUAACAGACUUUAUGUCCAUAAGAAAUGA
Mytilus trossulus (common blue mussel) is the source of this 963-nucleotide messenger RNA. Its product is annotated as protein PFC0760c-like. The transcript has a single exon. The record is from RefSeq and is a predicted model, not a curated record. The coding region runs from base 1 to 963 and encodes 320 amino acids. NCBI's taxonomy places the organism in Eukaryota, Metazoa, Mollusca, Bivalvia, Mytilida, Mytilidae.